This is a messenger RNA of Lycium barbarum (goji berry), 1155 nucleotides long. RefSeq lists its product as uncharacterized. The transcript is spliced from 2 exons. The coding region runs from base 1 to 1155 and encodes 384 amino acids. The record is from RefSeq and is a predicted model, not a curated record. NCBI's taxonomy places the organism in Eukaryota, Viridiplantae, Streptophyta, Magnoliopsida, Solanales, Solanaceae.
AUGCCGCCUGGAAUGUACCAAGUCCAAAAGGGUCCAUAUCAAGAAGGUCCCGCUCCACCAGUUGAAAAUGUUCACUAUGCAGACUACAUAGCAAAAGGGGAUAUUCCUGGGCCAAUUCAAAGAUACUGUAGACCUCAACAAGGGCAAGGUGCAUACCACAAAAACCAAGGGAACUACACUAACAAUUAUGGUGGAUCGAACCAAGGUAGAUACAACAACAAUAAUGGUAACUUCGGAAACAAAAGUUCCAACCCUUAUAUUCCACCAAAAGGGCAGUCUAAUGAUCAAGGUAGUUCAAGGUUAGAGUCAAUGCUUGAAAAAGUGUUGGCAAGUCAGAUGAAUACCGAAAAGACAUUAUCUGGGCUAUCAAAGACAGUGGCUAUUCAAAACCUUGAACAACAGAUGCAUGGCCUUUCUAGAGAGCAGCUUCGUGCUAAAAAGAGAGGACUUCCUAGUGAUACUAUUCCAAACCCUAAGAAUAGAGGUGGUGGUUUGGAGAAUUCUUUUGCUAUUAGCACGAGAAGUGGUAAAAUACUUCAAAGUGCUGACAAGAAGGUGAUUGAUCUAGAUCCGGUUAAUGAGGAAGAACUGGUGCAGUCUAAUGUGCCUAAUGUGGAUGAUGCAGUUCGAGUUGAAGAGAGAGUUGCUGAUAUUCCAAAUGUUGCUGCUGAUACUAAUGCUGUGAAAGAGAUGCCCGGAUUUGAUAAGUUCUUGAAAUACCUGCUUACGAAGAAGAGGUCUGUUCAAUAUGAGACAGUGAAUUUAACUCACCAACUGAGUUCGAUUAUUGCUUCUACCACAGUUAAGAAAAAAAAAGAUCCAGGGGCGUUUACCAUUCCGUGUAAUAUUAGGCAUCAUUCUUUUACUCGUGCUUUCUGUGAUAAUGGGGUGAAUAUCAAUUUAAUGCCUCUUGCUACUUAUAAGAAAUCUGAAUUCGGAAUGCCUAGACCGAAUUCUAUACGAUUACAAAUGGCGGACAGAUCCAUCAAGAGGCCAGUUGGGGUUGUAGAUGAUGUGUUGGUAUCAGUGGGUAAGUUUAUGUUGCCUACUGAUCUCGUUAUACUGGAUUUUGCAGUUGAUAAAGAUAUUCCUAUCAUCCUGAGAAAACCCUUCCUUGCUACGGCCAGAGCACUUAUAGGCUGUGAGAAGAACUAA